GAAUUUCCGUUUCCGUUUUCGAUUUAAUUGUUGUUCAUAUCAUUUUCAAAGUGUAAACACUUGAAGUCGACAACAUAUACAUCUCAUCUAAUAGGGAUAUAUUUAGGAAUUCCACUCCUACAAAGUAUUUGACAAUCAUUAAGUUAUUACAAUAAUUUGAACCGUUAAAAAAUAUGGCUGAGGCUGUUGAACGUAAGUCAUUACUGAGUCAAUACGAAGUAGGAAAAAAGUUGGGAAUCGGAUCAACAGGAACAGUUUAUAAAGCCGUAAAUAAAGUCUCGGGUGAAAAAUGUGCCAUGAAAAUUAUUGAUAAAAAUUAUAUAGAGAAAACGGGAGGCAAACGAGAUUUACUAAGAAUCUAUAGGGAAAUUGAGAUUAUGUCAGCGCUAAAACACGAAAACAUAUUACAAGUGAUUGAAGGUAGUAAUUCUCUUUUGGUUUUGUUCAAUAAUUCGUUAUGGAAAUUCUCUUUUCAGUGUUUGAAUCUGACAAUCAUAUUGUUAUUAUACUCGAGUUGGCUGCUAGAGGUGAGAUCUACGAUUUAAUAGAAGAGAAAGGUCGUUUAGAAGAGGACGACGCUCGUUAUUUCUUCAAACAGCUCCUCUCUUCGCUAGCCUACUUACAUUCCGAGGGCAUUGUACACAGGGAUUUAAAGCUUGAGAAUUUACUUUUAGAUGAAAAUCAUCAAUUAAAAAUUUGCGAUUUUGGCCUAGCUAAUAGUUUUGGCGAAGAAAAAUUAACAACCUUCUGCGGAAGUGCAUUGUAUUCUUCUCCAGAAAUAGUUAAUGGUAUUCCAUACGAAGGACCUGAGGUUGACAUGUGGAGUUUGGGGGUAAUAUUGUAUACUUUCGUUUAUGGGAACAUGCCUUUUUCGGGUGAUAAAUUCGACGAGAUUAAAAAAAAUAUUACUUUGGGGCAAUUUUCCGAACCUGAAUUUUACUCUGGUGCUCAUAAUCUGAUUACUAGACUUCUCAAUCCUCGUGCUUCUAAGAGGUUGACCCUUUUACAAGCCUGCAGCCAUAGCUGGAUAAACAAUGAUGCCUUUUACGAAAAUGUGCUUAAAUUAUUUCAAGACUGCAAAAAUGAAUCGACUACUACCGCUUCUGGAUGUCUUUCGCCAGAUUUGGAUGACUUUUUAGAAUUGGAACGUCGAGUUGAAGAAGAGAGCAGAGCAGAUGAUAAAUUAAAUUUGAGCGAAUUGAAAAAGUCAGCCGAUGAAGUUUCUCAGGAAAUAGAGGAUAAGAAAGACGAAAGCUUAGAAUUAGAGGACGAAGCUGGAGAUGAGUAUACGUAUGACGAUAUGAUGAAAGAGCUUUUAAGUAUUGAUGAAAACGAAUCCGAAAAAAAACCCGAACCUGAACCUGAGUUACAAAACGAAAUCGAAAAACCGUUAUCGAAGAAUUCUGCAACUCUAACCGAAUCUCAAUGUGAAAAUGAAUUAAGAAAUCUAUUGAAAACUCUAACGAAAUCCAAAGAUGAAGCAGACGAUUUUGAAUCUAAAUUUAAUAGUGUUUACGAAAAUGAAACUGACUUCAUAUUAAGAUUAUGCGAUUCAUCAAGGACUAGUGAAAGCUAAAAAAAAAUAAGCUAUUAACGAAUAAGACUUAUCCAUAGAUAAAUUGCUCACGCUUUUCAGACUGCUUUAUAGAGUAUUCAGGCGACUAAGCAUUCGAAGCUUUCAUUUUCAGUCGUUUCUCCCUAUUUUUUAUUUUUUACUCUAAAUGAAAAUAUAAUUUUUGGCUCUUUAUUUAUUGGAAACUAAUGAACAAAUAAAAAUCAUAUCUAUAUUUAAAUUAGGUUCUAAAUAAAUAAACUUCGGCAAUAAAAGUCUUAAUUUAAAAA
Messenger RNA from Dimorphilus gyrociliatus, 1842 nucleotides. NCBI's taxonomy places the organism in Eukaryota, Metazoa, Annelida, Polychaeta, Dinophilidae. The record is from the annotation of a GenBank genome assembly.